This is a messenger RNA of Lymnaea stagnalis (great pond snail), 6763 nucleotides long. Lineage: Eukaryota; Metazoa; Mollusca; Gastropoda; Lymnaeidae. The record is from the annotation of a GenBank genome assembly.
AUUUCCGUGAUGAUAAAACGUAAAAUUGAAGAUAAGGCAAAGGUCAAUUUCAAAGUAAAGGUGAAAUUAUAACCUACUUGACAAUUUUCAGUAAAUCAGUAAAUUAUAAUUACUGAAAAUUAACUUUGAGCAGGAUUAUAUUUCAAAUUAAAUAAAAUUAGAUGGCCAAUACUAAUAAAUUGAUGGGUGCUACUAGGUAGGCACACUUAUUUAUUAAGACUUAUUUUAAUUUAAACUUAAACCAUCUUUACUAGGCAUACCCUACACUACACUUACACUUACACACAUUCACACCAUUGUUGUCAUUCAUUAUCAUACUAACUAUGGCCUAUGACUAUGAGUGUGAAUCAUACUCAUAGUCAUAGUACAUAUAGGCCAUGCCAAUACAACUAUAAAAAACUUUAGGUCAACAAUUGUAUACUCAAUUUUCAAUAGUAACUCUAAGUUAGUCUAAGUAACAUAACACUAACACUAUCUAUUCUCACUCUCACCAAAAGCAAAGGCCUUAUAAUUAUUAAUGUAAUUCAUAGUUUAUUUUAUUAAAGUUAUAGUCAUAGUUAAUAAAUUAUAGCUAAAUUCAGAGAUGUUUAGUCAGUAUGUUCUAAAUCCAAGUAUACUUUUAUUGGCUUUAAAUUUGAAAUAGGCCUAUUGUUACUAAGUUAAGCUAAGCAUAUUUUUUUUAUCAUUUUAAAACAUUUACUUUCAUAAUUUAGAUGUAGGGGGCGUCCAUUAAAUACGUCAACAAUUUUUAAGCAAUUUUUGACGCCCCUCCCUUGUCAACAACCAUCAAACUUUCAAUAACCCCAACCCCCCACCCCCCAAGUAAUGAUGUCAUGUCAACAUUUGUAACACACCCCCUGCCCCCAAUGAAUUAUAAUAUAAAUAAAUAUAUAAAUACAUUUUACUUUUAUGCUGAUCUAUUUUAAUAGCCCAAAAUUGUAAAAAAAAACAUUUUAUUGCAUCUUUAGCUUAUUAAUCAAUAAGUUACAAAGUUUUACACUUACAUUUUAUAAUGCAGAAUCAAUGAAAAGGUUGUUAAAGACUAAAUAUAAUUUUUUUGUGUGUGGAAUUAGAAAUAUGAUUAUUGUCAGUAUAGCUGACAAUUGUAGUUUCUAGCUGCUAUCAUCUUCCCAGGGAUAAGCCAAGUGUUGCUCUAUGGUAAAAAUGGGCAUAGUGCUGAUUUGUCAUUUUCAUCUUGCGGAACUGAUAAACCAGACAAGUCAACAUCAUCCUCAUCUAACCAUUCAGCACUUAAAAUAGAACCAUUGUCAGAGUGAGCAAUAAUUGCCAUAAGCUCUCUCUGUCUCCUGGCAGCUACUUGCAUUAGUCGAAUCCUUUUUUUAAAAGAGCAGGUGGUAAUUUCUUAUGCGUUGUCGGUGCUGUUGAGCUUGCUAAUACAAAAUGACUUGUGAUGCAAAAUAGAUGUUAUAGAUUUUGCAAAUCAGUUCAAGCAGCGAUGUUAUUAUUUUUACUCACUUUACUGUCCCCUAAUUAUCAAAAUAUACCUCCUCCCCCUUGUCAACUAUUGUCAAACAUUUCCAAACCCUGUCCCACCAUUUUGUUGACAUCAUUAAUGGAUGACCCCUGGCAGUAUAAUUAUACAUUUAUUUAUUUAUCAUAUUAGUAUUAAUUUUAUCAUUGUUGUCUAACUUAAUUUAAGUAAGCUACUACAUUAUUUUCAUAUUCUUUAAAGUCUUUAUAUUAUUUUUAUAAGUAAAUUAAAGUAAAUGAUGUGUAAAUAAGUCAGAUUUAGAUAUGACAUAAAUUAAAUUAUAAUUAUAGUAUAGAAUACUAUUUAUAGUGUAUAUGGGGGCAAUUAAAAAAAUGGUUGAGGAGUGUUUCAUAAAGUUUGACAAUUUUCAUAGAAUUGGGGCUACCACGGCGGCAAGUGAGAUGGAAUGAAAGAUUUUGGACGAGGGGUGGGGGUGAUUUAUAGUAAAUGUUAUAUGCGAGGGAUUCUUAAAUUUAUCACAGUGCUCAUCUCCUCUCAAUUUCUAAAUACCGGUAUAAACAGCAAUCCUCCCCAGCCCUGUAUAAUUUAAAUAGAAAUAGCAUUUUUAAAAUGAAAUUAAUUUAUUUAUUGUCAUAUUAUUUGUCUAAUUAAAUUUCUAUACAAGAACAAAAUUAAUACACGUACCGGUAAUGCACAAAGAAAAUUUACCCCCAAAAAAUUUAUAGCUGCUGCUAUUCGAAAUGCAUAAAAACUGAUUUUAUAUUUAAAGGCAGAAACAACUAGCAAUGGCAGCAAAUGAAAUUUAUAUUCUGGGUCUUCUGCACCACAGGUGGUGCUUUCAUCCCAUUUUAAGAACCACUGGAAAUGUUUCUUACACAGGUGCAGUAAUUUGAUAUUCAUGGGAGGUGAUUUUUGUAAGGGCUUGUAAAGGACAGUAUGGACGGAUGGAUUUUUAUAAGGGGCAGGGGGUGCAAAGGUUUGUGAUGUUAUAUUGGAAUAGGGGGUCUAACUUUUUGUGAAGGUGUGUGAUGAUUGGGGAGGGGGAGUCAAAAUUCGAUAAAUUUACUUGAUGUCAUUUAUGGAUGCCCCCAAAAGACAGAAAGAAGUAAAGAGGUGAAAGCAACAAUCACUAACUGAGAAAAUUAUGAUAUUAUAACACUGACUGACUAUACAAGGAUGAUGUCAGCCAGUUCCAUAAUAAUAUAGGAAUGAUACAUUAAUUAUUUGCUAUAUAUUUUUGAAGGAAUAAGAAAAAAAACUAACAAUAAAUUAAGUAACAAUAAUUUUUAGACCUGUUUAAUUCUUAAACUAUUCUGCAAUAUAACGUUUACUCUAGUCAUAGACUUUAAUUGUUAUAAAAAAGAUUGUUGUUUACAAAAUGUAAAAAAUUGUUCCUGGCGAAUAUCUUUGUGAAGCAUUAAAAAAAUCCAUAGUUAUUUAUGACAAAUUUUGACAUAUAUAUUGGGGUGGGGGGUGGGUUUGCUUGAAAUUUUGAUAGUUGUUGACAAGGGUGAGGGAGGGUGUCAAAAAUUGUCUAAAAAUUUUUUACUUAAUUGAUGAACAGCCCCUAUAAAGUGCUAUGUUAGAUGAUAUAUUUAACAGCUACUCCUGACCACUGAUGUCCUGACAUAAAGAUGCAUAUUCAAAAUAUUAUCUUAUGAUGUUCAUUUAAAUUACUGAUCCACCUCAAUGCGUGACAUGGGGCCUAUCUCAAUGCGUGACCUAGGACCCAUGUCAAUGUGUGACAUGGAACAAAUACAAAUUACAUCAUGUAAAGUAGACCUAGACCUAAUAAAUAUCAUAAGCCAAAGUAUGGAAAUUUAUGACUCAAGCCCCCAUAGGGAUUAAUUCUUUUUUUUUUUUUUACUAAGUCUGACAAAAAAACAGAAAAAAAUAGGUCUGCAGGUUUUAAUUUGUGCAGAAAAUUUCAGGAUAAUACCCUUAAGUCCAUGCUAUCUAAUGUAUUUAAGUUGGAAAACACCCGCAAAAUAGGGAUGGGUUUCAUAAUUGUCCGUCUACAUUAGUGCAACACAAAAUGAAAAUUAAAAGAUAUGUAGGUUGUGAAAUUUAAAAGAAAAACUACAGGGUAUGCAAAAUUAAUUGAUUUUACAUAGUUUUCAUUGGGUAGCCAAAUUCCAGCAAUCAGAAAAGUUGUAUUUUAGUAGCAGUUUUACAGAAAUUUUAGCCUUAUAUUGAGUUUUUAUUUUUUUUUAUCCAUAAUCUAAAAAGAAAUUUCAUAUGCAACUUUAUGAUCUUUAAACUCAAGUAAAAACAGUGGACACAUUAGAUCUAAUUAGAACCAAGUACUAUUUCAUUGAAAAACUUCAAUGCUCAUUAUAUUUGUGUUUAUAUUCUAUUUUUUUAGAAUUGCAUCCUUUUGGAAAAGAUCUGUGCUUUGCAACUUGCCUGUGACAAACUUUAGGGUAUCUGAAACUCCAUAUUUAAAUGCUAAAUUAACACUCCCAGGGUUAAAUUUAGAAAGCCUAGAUUUUGAUGGUAAGUUUUGCCUCUUAUAAAUAAAAUAAGAUCUACCAUGUAGGCCUAUACUCGUUCUAAAGACAAUGUUUCUGGAAAUAUUUUAGGGGAACAAGUGGGAUCUUUGUCUAAAGAGCGGGUUAUAGGGGAAUUUUAAUAAUUUUCUUCAGGUACAUUGAAUAAUGAAAUUUUUUGUGUAACUCGCUGAGAUUCCAGGCUACCAUUAGCCGUCUCAAUUGUUCAUGAUUUUCUGGUACCAGUAGCUGUAAAUCUAGAUAUUUCAUAUCUGGAAUGAGAUAUUUAUAUAAUUUUUAUCUAAAUAGAUAUUUUUUAGAUGUUAUUGUCUCACAACACAGUUUAAUUUAAAAUAUUUUUAAUUUCAAUGAAACUUAAAUUUGCUCACUUUUUAAAUAGUUUUAAACCCUGGCAUAUUUCAGGAAAUCCAGAAAGUUAUUUAAUCCAGAAAAUAGCUGUAGACUAAAGUAAAAUAUUAUUCUAAACAAAAUAGAAGCUUUAAUAAAUAAUGUUGUACAUCACACACUUAAAUAGUAUUCUUUAGUGUCUUUUUCUUUUUUAUUCUAUGCAUUUGAUAGGUUUAGUUUUUAGAGCAAUAGCCUAUAGGGGCUAAAUUUUUUCCAAGCUGCGUAUCAAAUAAUUAAAGAAUUUUUAGGAUUUUGUUCAAUUAUGCUAUGAUUUAUGAUGGAAAGACAGUUAUUUAAUCUAACUUUGAUUUGUAAAAAAAAAAUAAAUCUAAAGCUAGUUGCAGUAAUUACAAUUUUCAAAAGUUCAAGUUCAAUCAGCAACAGCAAUUACAAGCCUUAAUAAGAUUUAAUUAAUUGUUGGUUAGUGAAAUACUUUAAAUUAACAGCACAUUUUUUAUACCAUCAAAUCUCAACCUCUAGCCUUGAGAAAUUUUUAAUUGUACAUUGUUAUAUCUCAUAUAUCACUGUUAUAUUUCAUAUACCAUCACAUUUGAUAAUUAAAAUAAAAGGGUCUCUAUAUUUUUUAGGUAAUCCAAAAGUCACAAGCCUUUUAUCACUAUGUAACACAGCAAGACUUUCUACUUUACAAAGACCUUAUGGAGAAAGUUCUUUUCAGGACAUGCUCUCAGUUACUCAAGACAAAAUGUGCUUUGUCACUUCCACAAGUGUCAGACUGUCAAAAAGACUGUAUGAUUUUCGUGUUCCAAAAUGGACCCUGGAUGCAGAAAUUGCUCUUUCUUUUGUAGGAAACACAUCUGUGGCUAAUACUGUAAGUUUUUUCCUGCCAGGGGAAUCGAAUGAGCCUUUGUGGAAGCAUGUUUUUCAGAUAGUUACUGUUGAUAAAAAUACUAGGAAGCCUCUAGCCCUACCAGAUUGGUUCAAAGCAAAAUAUGCAGGAAAAGGAUGUGACGCUAAAGGUCUCAUUAUCAAACCAUUUCAAAAACCAACAAAGACAAUUUGUGAGCAGAUUCAAGUAAGUGGGUUUGAUUUUUUUAAAGCUAAGUAAUAGUGUUCGAAUAAAUGGUUUAAAAAAACUGAAAUCUUGUUAGCUUGUGCCAGUUAUUCCCCCCGAAUACUGCUAUGCUGCGCCAGUUUGCUAAAAAUUGAUAGUCUGAGUCAGUUUUCUCUGAAAAAUAAUGUGAUUCCCUCAACAGUGUUUACAAAAGUGGGGAAGCUUUUUGAAGAGCAGACAUCAAAACUGAAAUUUAAUUUUCUUGACAGUAGCAAGAAGUUUUCAUUUUCAGCCCCACCACAGUGGGAGGUGAGGAGGGGGGUGACAUUCAAUCUUAAUAGGUGCUCAGGUGGGACAUGGGGCAAAAAAUGUCGGGUAAAACUGCUCUUGAGAUUAAUAAAAUUGAAUAGCACACCUAUGAAAUGCAUUAUAAAGUUCAUUAAAUAUAUUAACUUGGUAAGGCAUGGAACAUACUAAUCCUUCUCACAAAUUACCAUCCUUUUAAACUUCAUUAAUUCAUUAUUUGACAUAUAUCCUUGAUUAUAUUUUAAAACAUUCAUGUCAAGAAACCAAAGGCAAUAGAAUAUAAAUAGAAGCUGAAUUUAAUUGUUUUUAUUUUGUGAAAUCCUGGAAAAAAUAAAUUACAUGAGUCAGAAAUUGUUUGAAGUUAAUCUGUAAGUAAAACUCAAAUGAAACAUCAAUGAAUAAACAUUGUUGAUUUUUUUAAAUAAAGCAGGCACAUUGUUAUUCAUUACUUAAUAUUUCAGGUUGUGUCAUCAGAUACAGAUUUAAACCAUCACACUAGCUAUAUUGCAUACAUUGGUUAUGCAUUGGAUGCGCUGCAUGCUACAGUAUAUCGCAGUAAGGAGAACGACGAGAAAAAAACAAAUGGUGUUUUACUACAUAGCAUAGAUGAAGAUGUCAUUUCAAAUGGAUUGCAAUAUGUGGAGGUUGUCUAUCUCAAUGAAAGCCUGCUUGGUCAAAGUUUAGAUGUCCACCUAUGGCAAGUUGAAAAUGAUAAGAACAUACUGUUUUCAAUAGAGCGAGAUGGAGUUCCUUUAUGUCAAUUGAAAUUAAAUUAUUUUGCAGAUCGGUUACAUGAUAAACCUAUUUAUGUCUUUGUCUAAUUUUAAUUAUAAUCUGCACAUUAUUAUUAAUAUUAUCAUCUAAAAGUUCAUCAUUUUUUAAAAAUCUUAUGUUGAAGAUUCUCACCUUGACAAUCCUAAAGUUCUGCAAUUUACUUUAAAAUAGUGGAAUAUUAAUCUUUUUAUUUUACCAAGUGCGUAUAAUCAGAUUUUUUAGAGCUCCACUCCAGGUAACUAUGGUAAUAGUUUCUGGAGCACAGCUCUGGAAAGUAAUGAGAUGAAAGGAGAGGUCAUGGUGUAGAGGGCUGUGUGGGGG